GGAGAGAAACCUUAUAGCUGUGAUCAAUGUGGGAGGAGAUUUGCUACAUCUGGCAACCUGACUCAACACCAGAGAACACACACAGGAGAGAAAUCUUAUAGCUGUGGUCAAUGUUGGAGGAGUUUUACAACAUUAAUCUCUCUGAAAGUACACCAGAGAACACACACAAGAAAGAAAAAGAAACCUUAUAGCUGUGAUCAAUGUGGGAAGAGAUUUGCUACAUCUGGCAACCUGUUUAAACACCAGAGAAAACACACAGGAGAGAAACCUUAUAGCUGUGAUCAAUGUGGGAGGAGAUUUGCUACAUCUGGCAACCUGACUAAACACCAGAGAACACACACAGGAGAGAAACCUUAUAGCUGUGGCCAAUGUGGGAGGAGAUUUAGUCGAUCUGGAGAUCUGACAGUGCACAAGAGAACACACACAGGAGAGAAACCUUAUAGCUGUGGUCAAUGUGGGAAGAGAUUUGCUUCAUCUGGCUCUCUGACUCUACACCAGAGAACACACACAGGAGAGAAACCUUAUAGCUGUGGUCAAUGUGGGAGGAGUUUUAGUCGAUCUGGAGAUCUGACAGUGCACAAGAGAACACACAGGAUUGAAAUCUCAUAGCUGUGACGAGAGAAUCUGA
This is a messenger RNA of Oncorhynchus kisutch (coho salmon), 628 nucleotides long. RefSeq names its product gastrula zinc finger protein XlCGF17.1-like. Gene Ontology annotation, molecular function: DNA-binding transcription factor activity, RNA polymerase II-specific. The transcript is spliced from 2 exons. Gene Ontology annotation, cellular component: nucleus. The annotation marks the transcript as partial. Gene Ontology annotation, biological process: regulation of transcription by RNA polymerase II. The record is from RefSeq and is a predicted model, not a curated record. NCBI's taxonomy places the organism in Eukaryota, Metazoa, Chordata, Actinopteri, Salmoniformes, Salmonidae.